AUGGUUACAGUUUCUGCUACCGCUGCCAAUUAUGUUGCUCAAAUGAAUAUGCUUCCAAUGCUUAAUAGGGCAAAUUUCAAGCUGUGGAAAGAGAAUGUGAAAAUUGUUCUCGGCUGCAUGGAUCUCGACAAUGCACUAAGGACUGAGAAAUCCACUUCCACUCAGGAAAAUUUGAACAUGGAUAAAAUUGAGAAGCGUUUAGGGGGCUCGAUUGUUGAGACUACUGAUGCCAAGUUGUUUCUGAAGGAACUUGAGCAAUACUUUGCUCGAAAUGAAAAGGAUGAAAUUAGUCAAACCUUGUCCAAACUCAUAAACAUGAGGUAUAAAGGAAAGGGAAACAUAAGGGAGUACAUUAUGGAAAUGUCUAAUAUUGCUGUAAAACUAAAGGCAUUAAAGUUAGAGCUGCCUUCUGAGUUGCUCAUGUACUUAGUUAUUAUCUCUCUUCCUGCACAAUACGGUCAAUUUGUG
Gastrolobium bilobum is the source of this 468-nucleotide messenger RNA. RefSeq lists its product as uncharacterized. Lineage: Eukaryota; Viridiplantae; Streptophyta; Magnoliopsida; Fabales; Fabaceae. The annotation marks the transcript as partial. The record is from RefSeq and is a predicted model, not a curated record. The transcript has 3 exons.